Messenger RNA from Pieris macdunnoughi, 771 nucleotides. The record is from the annotation of a GenBank genome assembly. NCBI's taxonomy places the organism in Eukaryota, Metazoa, Arthropoda, Insecta, Lepidoptera, Pieridae.
AUGUUAUUAACAAGUCUUUUACCGUGGGUGAUUGUGUUCUCAAUUCAACGAGAUGAGGAUGGAGUAUACUCAACUUUUGAGAAGAGCAUUUCGCAAUCUAUAGAUGUCGAUUUACGUAAUUUAUGUGUAAGUAAUAACUUAAGUUUGAAGAAAGUUAAAUUACUAAAUCUUAAUGGAAAUCAUUUUGUGAAGAAUUGGCUGAUUAAAUUUUACUUUUAUGGUGACAAAAAUAAUGCUUCUUUUCCUAGAAAUGAUACUGUAAUCACUUUACGAAGUAAUGAAAUGAAAACAAAGAAACAGCUUAAUUUAAGCUUAUGCGAUAGUAAUAAUCGAUUAUUACUGUAUAAAUUGGAAAUCACACACUACGUCAAAAGCCGUUCAAAGCAAAGCAGUAAAGUAACAAAUAACUUAGAACAAUCUUGGUCAUAUGAUAUGUUUGAACAGAAGUUCACUGAUGAAAGAGGCUUGGAAAUAACUGUAAAAGUACCAAGAGGUCAUAGAACUAAUAGUUCUCAUCGUCAUCAUGGUUCUAGGGGUGAACAAAUAGAUAAUGAAUCGGCUAAAAGAGUAACAUUGAUGGAGAUGGUAAACUCUUCCACUACUACUUCUACUACAUCUUAUCCUUUAAGUGAAUCAUGCCAACAAUUUAAGAUGACACUAGAAGGUGUAAUAUUUUGGAGCUAUGAUCAGUUGGAUAAAUUAAAAACCGGUGAAAUCAAUGGAACUGGGUGUUUAUCUAAAAUACCGAUUAGGAGUGAAGUAGAACAUUAG